Paramacrobiotus metropolitanus is the source of this 1658-nucleotide messenger RNA. RefSeq names its product tryptophan 2,3-dioxygenase-like. The coding region runs from base 131 to 1321 and encodes 396 amino acids. The transcript has 4 exons. Gene Ontology annotation, molecular function: L-tryptophan 2,3-dioxygenase activity; metal ion binding; heme binding. NCBI's taxonomy places the organism in Eukaryota, Metazoa, Tardigrada, Eutardigrada, Parachela, Macrobiotidae. The record is from RefSeq and is a predicted model, not a curated record.
GGAUUCUUCAAUAAUAUUUUGCCUUCUUAAUUCUUAUUACUGCCCUUCUGUCACGCGUAUUUGAAGGGCGUCUGUCCAUACACCAGUAUUUUGCAAAAUUUUAUUUUUGAUUGUCUUCUAAGUGUGCAGGAUGGCGGAUAAGGAGAACCAUACCAACGGCGUCGCGGAUGAGGAUAAACCGGCGCGCUUCGGCAGUUACAAUGUCCACAGCAGUGCGGCCAAGGUGGAGGGAAAAAUCUACAAGGAUUAUCUGCAUCUGGAUGGACUGUUGUCGAAUGUCGAUAUGAUGAGUGCCGUGAAUUUGAAGCCCGUACAUGACGAGCAUCUUUUCAUCAUUAUCCAUCAGACAUACGAAUUGUGGUUCAAGCAGAUCAUCUGGGAGAUGGACUCGGUGCGGCGCACCCUCAACGUGGACGUCGUGGGCGAGCGCAGUAUGCUGACCAUUCUGCAGCGGAUGAACCGGGUGGCGCUCAUCUGGAAGAUUUGCGUCGAACAGUUCGCCGUGCUGGAGACGAUGACGCCGUUGGAUUUCAUGGAGUUCCGCGGCUUCCUGGCGCCGGGUAGCGGCUUCCAGAGCUUGCAGUUUCGCAUCAUCGAGAACAAAUUAGGCCAGAAAAUGGAGAACCGCGUCAACCAGCACACCAUCAUCCAGUCCUUCCAGGAUCCGGAUUCCCAGUCCCAACUGCAGGUCUCCCUGACCGAGCCCUCCCUCUGCGAUUUGGUUAUCCGCUGGCUGGAACGGACACCCGGUCUGGAGGAGGACGGCUUCAACUUCCCGCAGCGGUACGCAGCCGCCGUGCGCCGCUACCUGGCCGACGAGGAAGCGGUGCUACAGACCGAAGAGGAUCCCGAGCAGCGCAAGUCAGCAGAGGCCGAGUGGAAGAAGCAGGUGGAGACGUUUGACGUCCUGGUCAACGAGCGGGCCUACAAUGUGGAGCGACAGUUGAAUAAGCGCCGUAUGACGUACAAGGCCUUUAUGGGGGCUUUGAUGGUCAGCUGCUACAGUUCGCAGGAGCGCUUCCACCUACCGCAUCAGUUUUUAACGAUCCUCAUGGAUAUCGAUAGCCUGAUGACAAAGUGGCGCUACAACCACGUCAUGUUGGCGCAGCGGAUGUUGGGCAGCAAGACCGGGACCGGGGGCUCCUCGGGUUACCUGUACCUGCGCUCCACCAUCAGCGACCGCUACAAGGUCUUCCUGGAUCUGUUCAACAUCUCCUCCUUUAUCAUUCCGCGCCACUACAUCCCGCCGCUCACCGACCACAUGUCGUCGCAGCUCAGUGCGCAUGAGACACUGCGCCUGUCGGUGUCCGAUGCCAAGUGAAUGACGCAUGGAUGGAAAUGGAUUAAUUGUGCGGUGAAAGGUCGCGGGUCUAUGUAGUUUGUACGUACGUGUUGCGUGCACCCCAUUGGCUGAUUAUUUUCUUAGCAAGUACUGUAUUUCAAACACAGCGAUUUUCAGUCUACCUUAUUGAUUAAAUAAAUGUUUUUAGUUAUUCAGUUCAAUAACUUAUUCCGAACAUUUUUGUACGUACGAGUUACAAGUAUAACUAAUUACUUGAUUGCCAAUAGCCAAUAGGCAAUACAUAUACAUACAUAUAUGCUGUGUUCAAAGUAAGACUGGAAAAAUAUGUAACACACGCUUAUCAGAACGAAAAUGA